AUGAAUACCUGGCAGAAUCUCUUCCCUGCCUAUCAGCUCGCAUUUGGAGCCCUAUCCCCCAGCGGUAAGCCCAACGAUGAUGCCUUUGAGAUUUCUGUGUCAGAAGAUGAUCUCAGCUGGCAAGGAACUUCAGCGCUUAUUGUAGCAUUAUAUGUGCCCGCAUUCUUCCUGCUCUUGGAGCCUCGGAGAGGUACAGUAACAUUCGGGAUCCUUAGUUCACCUGCGACUACCAUGGCCUUUGUUUCGAAGCUGGGGAUGACUGUGAAUGUGUACGAGACCACUCUCAACAACUCCACCAACGUCUACAUCACCCGCCACGUCCCCAAUCAAACGGGGUUUCCAGCUGCUCCCGGCUUUGCGCAAACAGAGCGGAUAAUACCUGAGAUUAUCAACCCAGGUGCUGAUUCUUCAUUGAUAGCCGGAGUCGACUAG
This is a messenger RNA of Pseudomassariella vexata, 432 nucleotides long. RefSeq lists its product as uncharacterized. Lineage: Eukaryota; Fungi; Ascomycota; Sordariomycetes; Amphisphaeriales; Pseudomassariaceae. The transcript has a single exon. The record is from RefSeq and is a predicted model, not a curated record. Bases 1 to 432 code for a protein of 143 amino acids.